Penicillium canariense is the source of this 486-nucleotide messenger RNA. RefSeq lists its product as uncharacterized. The record is from RefSeq and is a predicted model, not a curated record. Bases 1 to 486 code for a protein of 161 amino acids. NCBI's taxonomy places the organism in Eukaryota, Fungi, Ascomycota, Eurotiomycetes, Eurotiales, Aspergillaceae. The transcript is spliced from 3 exons.
AUGGAUAAGAUCGUUUUGAACCCCGACCGAGUGGCUCUGUUGGUUGCCUCCGCGUUGAAGCAGACCCUCUCCUCGCCGGGUGCUAUGAACGCUCAGUUCUGGUGCGAUGACCCUUGGCUGGUUGCUUCGGAUGGCAAUGGGGACGUGGAUAUGCUCGACGAAUAUUCGUACUGGGAUAGAACUCGACCGGGCGCAUCCAUGACCGAGAUCGACUCGCUUCCCGUCGAUGGCCGGUGCGGAAACAACCCCAAUCUCAAUGGAUUUGCAUUCAGUUGGUUGGGUGCUUCCGUGCCCAUUACUAUGUGCCAGGAUCUGUUCCCUAAGUGGCUCGCUGAUUUCAAUGCAGACACAACCAUUACGGCCUAUAAGAGCAUAGUACAGCCCCCCACUGUAAACGUGGAACCCCUACGCCAGUUGUUCUCGGUGGCAUUGCUUCAUGAGAUGACCCACACUAGAGCCUUCCUGAAUAGACAACUCCCAGUCUAG